GCCGCGGCCCAGUCGGCGUCAGCGCGGGGCCCGGAGGCCGCGCUCCGGGGAGACCCGGCGGGGACGGGGCGGGGCGGCCCGGGGGGCUCCGGUCCGGGCCUAGCGGGAGGCGGGGGGCUGGGCACCGGGUCCUGGGGCCAGGGCUGGGGGUGCCGUGGCGGGGGUCCCCCUGACCCCCUCCUCCCCCUGCACCCCCAGGAUGGUCCCCUCCGCCUCCUGCCGGCCCGGGUCCGUCCUGCUCUGGGCGCUGCUGCUUCUGCUCUCCGGGGCCGCGGCUCCCCAGGAGCCCGAGGAGCCCGACAGCUACACGGAGUGCACAGAUGGCUAUGAGUGGGACCCCGACAGCCAGCACUGCCGGGCCCAGGAGCGGCUGUCCCAGCAGGCCCCUCCGCACAGAUGUCAACGAGUGCCUGACCAUCCCUGACGCAUGCAAGGGGGAGAUGAAGUGCAUCAACCACUACGGGGGCUACCUGUGCCUGCCCCGCUCUGCCGCCGUCAUCAACGACCUGCACGGCGAGGGCCCCCCGCCACCCGUGCCUCCCGCCCAGCACCCCGACCCCUGCCCCCCGGGCUAUGAGCCUGAUGAACAAGAGAGCUGUGUGGACGUGGAUGAGUGUACCCAGGACCUGCACGACUGCCGCCCCAGCCAGCAGUGCCACAACCUGCCCGGCUCCUUCCAGUGCACCUGCCCCGACGGCUACCGCAAGAUUGGGCCCGAGUGCGUGGACAUAGACGAGUGUCGCUAUCGCUACUGCCAGCACCGCUGCGUGAACCUGCCCGGCUCCUUCCGCUGCCAGUGUGAGCCAGGCUUCCAGCUGGGGCCCAACAACCGCUCCUGUGUGGAUGUGAACGAGUGUGACAUGGGAGCCCCAUGUGAGCAGCGCUGUGUCAACUCCUAUGGGACCUUUGUGUGUCGUUGCCACCAGGGCUAUGAGCUGCACCGGGAUGGCUUCUCCUGCAGUGAUAUUGAUGAGUGCAGCUACUCCAGCUACCUCUGCCAGUACCGCUGCGUCAACGAGCCGGGCCGCUUCUCCUGCCACUGCCCGCAGGGCUACCAGCUGCUGGCCACGCGCCUCUGCCAAGACAUUGACGAGUGCGAGUCGGGCGCGCACCAAUGCUCUGAGGCCCAAACCUGCGUCAACUUCCACGGGGGCUACCGCUGCGUGGACACCAACCGCUGCGUGGAGCCCUACGUCCAGGUGUCUGACAACCGCUGCCUCUGUCCGGCCUCCAACCCGCUGUGCCGAGAGCAGCCCUCGUCCAUCGUGCAUCGCUACAUGAGCAUCACCUCGGAGCGGAGCGUGCCCGCCGACGUGUUCCAGAUCCAGGCCACCUCCGUCUACCCUGGCGCCUACAAUGCCUUUCAGAUCCGCGCGGGAAACUCGCAGGAGGACUUCUACAUCAGGCAAAUCAACAAUGUCAGCGCCAUGCUGGUCCUGGCCCGGCCGGUGACGGGCCCACGAGAGUAUGUGCUGGACCUGGAGAUGGUCACCAUGAACUCCCUCAUGAGCUACCGGGCCAGCUCUGUACUGAGACUCACCGUCUUUGUGGGCGCCUACACCUUCUGAGGCUGGGUGGGGGACCCCCCAAAAGAGGGGGUGAUUCCUGGUAGCAGGGGAGCCUGGGGCUCAGGGAAGAUGCCAUUGUGAAGGGGUGGGAGAGAGAAAGGCGGUAAAGGCAGGAAGCUGAAGUCCUGGUGGCUGAGGUGGGUGGGUACACUGUAGAGAACCCCAGCCUGGGUGGGGGGCUGGGCCAUUUAAAGAGGGGUGAGGGUAGAAUCCCGGGGUUGGGAAUAGCGUCCCCAAGGUCAUGGGGGCUGGGCCUGGUCUCUGUUGUCCAGAGGGGAAGAGGCAGGGUAAGCAGGCAACAGACCCCAGCCUAGCCCUGAGCCGACCAGGCUGGGUGCUCUGGCAGAGGCCGUGGGCUUCACUUCAAACUCGGCUUCAAACUAUCCUCGGACAAACUCUAGUAGCUACAGGACCUCAGUUUUCCCACCCAUAAAAUGAGAUGAUUGGACUGUU
Messenger RNA from Erinaceus europaeus (western European hedgehog), 2021 nucleotides. It is a transcript of the gene EFEMP2, whose product is annotated as EGF containing fibulin extracellular matrix protein 2. Gene Ontology annotation, molecular function: calcium ion binding. The record is from RefSeq and is a predicted model, not a curated record. NCBI's taxonomy places the organism in Eukaryota, Metazoa, Chordata, Mammalia, Eulipotyphla, Erinaceidae. The transcript has 10 exons. The coding region runs from base 321 to 1568 and encodes 415 amino acids.